AUGGGUUCAUCGCCGUCAAAAACAAUAGCUGGAUUAACUGCCGACUUGUGGCGAAGUAUAAAUCGUGGUGUGUAUGACCAGCAAUCACUUACACGAAUUCAAAACUGUAUUAGUAAUGGGGCUGAUAUUACAUCUCCAAAUAAAGAUCGUCAAUAUAUGAGAGCCGUUGUUCUCGAACAACAACAACGAAAUAGUGUGGCUGGGAGAGAGCGUGAAGUUAAUAUAUGUCAGCGUAUUAUAACUCAACUACAAAUAAAGGCAUCUGAAUUAUUUAUUCAGCAAUUGAAUAUUGGUGAUUUAAAUGGGAUGCGUCUGUUAGUUAAAACAUUAGGAGCUGAUUGUUAUCAAGGUGAGAAAUAUGGGCCACUGGGUUUAGUGGGUGAUGCACUAAAACAACCAAAUGUACGUUUGGCAAUUAUUGAAUUUUUGAUUGAAAAUGAUGAACGAAACAGAAUGGCUUUAACAAAACGCGAUAUUGAUGGUGGGGAAACAACAUGCAUACAACUAGCUACUAACAAUAAGAGCGAUGUUCACUAA
Didymodactylos carnosus is the source of this 537-nucleotide messenger RNA. The record is from the annotation of a GenBank genome assembly. NCBI's taxonomy places the organism in Eukaryota, Metazoa, Rotifera, Eurotatoria, Philodinida, Philodinidae.